Molecule: messenger RNA, 1005 nt
Organism: Rhizoctonia solani
Lineage: Eukaryota; Fungi; Basidiomycota; Agaricomycetes; Cantharellales; Ceratobasidiaceae
Product: feruloyl esterase B
Exons: 7
Coding region: 1-1005 (334 amino acids)
Source: RefSeq, a predicted model, not a curated record
AUGUAUCCUGAAGAUUUUGAUGGAGUUGUUGCAGGUGCACCUGCUCAAUGGUGGCCUCACCUCAAUGGCUUCACUGUGCAUGUCAAUCUGUUGAAUGCCAAUGCUACCACGCCAGGGGCAGUGAUACCUCCACCAUUCUUUGCGACACUCAAUAAAGUAAUACUUGAUCAAUGCGACAAGCUUGAUGGGGUUGCUGACGGGAUUAUAACCAACCCUAGGUUGUGUAAACCUGACCUUAGCCGCGUCGCAUGUGGAUCAGCCAAUCUCUCUUCAUAUAUAAACCAGACCAACUGUCUAUCACAGUCUCAGCUCGUAACACUCAAAGCGAUUUAUACCAACUGGACAUCGAGCGACGGAGAGUUCUUGUUUCCAACGUUUGAGCCUGGAAGCGAGUUUGGGUGGCCUGGCACAAUUACUGGUAUCCCGUAUGGACCUGCUCCCGACUUUUUCUCUUACCAAGUGCUGAACAAGACUUCUGUCCAGACCUUGCAAAUCAAUCAAACCGAACUCGAAAGACUUACAAAGAUAGGAGACGUAACUGAUCCAGGCCAAACCACUGCCAUCGAUCCUAACUUGAGGCCUUUCUUUGGACGUGGGGGAAAAUUGAUGCAGUACCAUGGAUUCGCUGACCCUCUCAUUCCGUCCGGGAGCUCACUCUGGUACUAUGAACAUGUACGAAGCUUCUUCAAGAACGAAGAUUUAAGCAACAGGUAUCGGCUGUUCAUGCUUCCAGGAGUUGGCCAUUGCUCCGGAGGCCCAGGCGCAGAUUCAUUUGGCGGGCCUGGCCAACGCAGCAAAUCUCAAGGCGGCUCCGGCCAGUCUCUAUCGUUCACUCCCCAGUAUGAUAUGAUCCUGGCUACGAUGGACUGGGUAGAGAAGGGUGUAGCUCCAAAAUCACUUGUUGCGGUAAAAUACAACAAUGGCAAUAGUGCACAAGGGGCUGCAUUCACCCGCCUUCUCUGUCCCUAUCCUCAGGCAAGGAGCUAUUUUUGUCAUGAAUCGUAG